AUGCCCAAACGCCUUGCCAAAGCCCCUGCUACUAGUAAGUGUAUCUCAUCAACUAGAUUGCUGAGCGAAAAACCCCCAUUAGUCGCAAGAUUGAACAUUCGGCAUCGGAGCUCACGCAAAAGGUUCAACUUUCCGGCAAGAGGGAGAGCCAGCUACAUCAAGACGCCAUCCAAGGCAUGCCGUAUACUUUGCUCAGCGAUGUUGAGGGGAUCCUCAGCUUGGGAUCUCCAAACUUUCCCAAUUGUCAGAUUAUUUGUCAAAAACGAUUUCUGCCCGGCCGAGGAUUGCAACUUGAAUACCGAUAUCGCGGCAUGUUCUACGAUUCAAUGUUUGGUAUCCGUGUGUGUUGAUAACACCGAGGAUGAGUUUAUCCGUAAGCAAGCGGAAUUCAGGGCGACUCCUCUGGUCAUCCACUUCUUAGAAUCUUGUGCUAGAGCAAUAACACCAUGGUUUGACGCACCCCGAGUCUUGGUACUAUUUUGGAAGACAUUCAAUGCACCUAUGUUGAUAUUGAUGAAUGACGCAAGUAUUUUGCGAGGGCGGAAUGAGUGCGAAAUGCGUGUAAUCUGA
Morchella importuna is the source of this 570-nucleotide messenger RNA. RefSeq lists its product as uncharacterized. Bases 1 to 570 code for a protein of 189 amino acids. Lineage: Eukaryota; Fungi; Ascomycota; Pezizomycetes; Pezizales; Morchellaceae. The transcript has 5 exons. The record is from RefSeq and is a predicted model, not a curated record.